Daucus carota subsp. sativus is the source of this 2077-nucleotide messenger RNA. RefSeq lists its product as uncharacterized. Gene Ontology annotation, molecular function: ribosome binding. Gene Ontology annotation, cellular component: ribosome. Bases 50 to 2005 code for a protein of 651 amino acids. The transcript is spliced from 10 exons. The record is from RefSeq and is a predicted model, not a curated record. Lineage: Eukaryota; Viridiplantae; Streptophyta; Magnoliopsida; Apiales; Apiaceae. Gene Ontology annotation, biological process: rRNA processing.
UCCAUAUUUUAUCCUAUUGUUCCCACUCCUCUUGCAGACAACCUAAAAAAUGCAGACCCCUAACCUUCUCUGUUCUUCAAAUUGUGUUCCCUCUGCUCAUUCUUCAAUUCUUUUCUGUAAUUUUCAACAAUUCAUAGCUCCAAAACCACACACACAUUCAAAAUUAAGGUUUAAUAUAUUCUCUUGGCUUGGUCAAGUACCCUUGAAUUCUUCACAAAAUGCUACUUGCAGACUAUCUUCUCUGCACAAUUCUGUUACACAGGAUAUUGCAGAAACCAGUCAGAAUGAAUCAGGCUUCAUUGAAGUUGGGUACAUAUCCAGUGUUCAUGGUCUUCAAGGAGAGGUACGGGUAAAUCCAAGCACCGGUUUUCCAGAAUUGCGAUUUUCCACGCCGGGAAAAAGAUGGUUGAGGCAACAAAUUUCGGGGAGAGAGACCAUUCAAGAAGUUAUAUUGGUGGAGGGAAGGGGAGGACAUAAAGGACAGAAGAGUUGGAUACUUAAACUAAGUGAAAUUGACACAGUAGAGCAGGCUCAGCAACUUGUUGGGUCAACUCUGCUCGUUACAGAAGAAGAGAGACCAGACUUGGAAGAAGGCGAGUUUUACACUCGUGAUCUCAUUGGCAUGGAAAUUAUUCUUAAGGAAACUGGUGAAAAUGUCGGAACUGUUGUUAAUGUUUUCGACAGUGGAGCAGGAGACCUUUUACAAGUUAGACUUAAUAGAUCUCCCAAACUGUCUGAUGGAGCUGGAAAACCAGAAUCAGAGAUCCUUGCUUCUGCUCCACUUGUGUGGGUUCCAUUUGUUGAAGCAAUUGUUCCUAAUGUUGACAUGAACAAAAGAGAAAUGUUAAUUACACCUCCAAAAGGGCUCCUUGAGUUAAACAUACGUGCAGAUGAAAGAUCAAAGAAAGAAAGGCGCCAACUUGAAUGGAAAGAGAGAAAGAAGUUUCAGAAACGUGUAGUAGCUGCAAAGAAGAAGUUGAGUGACUUGGAGCAGCAGCAUGUUUUUCAUGGAUUUAGACGUGGAGGAAAAUCCGAGGGGGCCUUACUUGCAAAUCAGAUCGUAGGUGUCAAUUCCAAAUUGCUUCGUUUGGCGUUACAGAAUAUUGAAACAACCUCAAAGAGACGGGAUUUGAGGGAGUAUAUCGAGGCAAAUUUGGCUGAUCAAAUGUUGAUUACCUCAGAAGAGAGCAUCAAAACAAGCUCUAAACUGCUUGAAAAUGGUAAAGUUGCUAUGAUCGUAGUCAUGGAUGACACUGGAAAUCUGGCAAGUGAGUUUGACCACGAAAUCGUUGAGACUUCAAGUACAGAGGACUCUCCAUGCAUGCUUCUACAGUCGCUACUUUCCAACGAUCAUAGAUUGAUAAAAGACCUUAAAUCUGUGCCACUAAUAUGUGUUUCUCCUGCUAAUGUAUUGGGUACUCUUGAAAGCACGUUCUCUGAAAACGAUCACUUCGGUUUUGAUGAAAAGAAGGUCUGGUUCUUAGAAGAAGAGAAGCUGCCUGUGGUUAGUAAGCCUGCUGAAGAGCUUAACAAGCAUAAGAUUUUAAUGCAGACGCCAUGGGAGAUACUUCAAGUACCGGUUGGAUCAGGAGGGGUUAUUAGCUCACUUUCAUCGGGAAAUAUUCUAGAGAAUCUUUCAGUCAUGGGUGUAGAGUAUAUUGAGGUCUGCGCUGCUAACCAGAGAUACUGUGAAAGUCAGUUAGCUGGUGUAGUUCAUGCACGUGGAGCAGAGGUCGGGAUUAGGUACUUCAAGAAUAGGGACAACAAUGAGGAAAAUUUUCACAUGGUCUUCUCAAUGGAUUUCAUGAAAAAGUUGACGAAGAAUCUUGAUAAUCUCUAUCUACAGGCCAUUGAAAAACCAAACGCGCACACAUGCAUGGUGGACAAGGAGUGGGUUGACAUCACUCCCUCGUCUAUGAACUCGUACGAGUUUAAUAGUUCCAUUUAUAGUACAUUGAAAGCUUGUUCAUCAAGUAAAGUUUGUAUCAUAGAGAUUGAGGAGUGAAUGUAUAUCAUGUAAUUUUAGAAAGCCAAUCCGGGGAUAAUAAUAUGAUCAAGGUUGGUACUAUUUUCUGUA